AUGACGAUGGUUGAUGAAGCUGGCUAGAACCUACUAUUGAUCGGUUCCUAUUGUUGCCAAAUAGAGGCUAUUAACAUCUUGACUAUAAUUUUAGAGUCCUAUACAUUCGGAAGACUCUCUCUACUAUCCUCCAACUUUCUCUCCUUUGCAUUCAUCAUCGCCGAUCAACCCCACCUCCGUCGAGCUCACAGUUAUCACAACGAAGCCAUCAUCAUGUCUGAAACCGCUUUCGCCCAAACAUUUCUGGCAUCGCUAGAGUCGCGGCCUAUCCGACUCUCUGCCGACCAUGUCGAAGACCCCAAGACUUACCCUGCUCGACCACCUUACAUCAUCCCCCGCAUGCCCAAGGCCAUGAGCAAACCCAACAACCUUGCUCCCGGCUCCGAACGAAGCAUCACCGUGUCACUCAAGUCACUUCGCAACCCUCCUCUGAGCAUCAAGCUCGCUUCUCAAUCCCUAGACACCUCAAUCCUGGACAUCAAGGCCAACAUCGAGAAGCAGACAAGGAUACCCGCCGCCAAGACUAAGUUGUUGCACAACAAGAAGCCUAUCCCUGAUAGCAAGAUUCUUAAGGACCUACUAGGUGAGACGGAUAUGUCUAUUGAGUUUACGGUUAUGGUUAUUGGAGGUGCCGCUGCUAUUCCACCAGAAGAGCCUGAGGCCACCCCUGAGGCCCAACCCGUAGGCGCCCAAGCCUUACAGACGGAGGCCUUCUGGGGUGACCUGAAAGGAUUCUUGAUGCAACGACUAAAGGAUGAAGCCGAGGCCGAACGUCUCUCUGGGCUUUUCAAAUCAAGUUGGGAGUCGAAUCAAGCAAACCCAUAGAAGGUGACGAUAUUUAGAAGCAAUGAGAGCAUGACAGAGACAAUCGGAUAGAUAGAUGAUAGAAUGCCAAUAGUUGCCACAUACCAGCAUGCGGUUUUAUUUCCCGUGGUACGUACGAUACAUGGUCAGUGUCGGCGAUUGUGCGAAUUUAAGUCUCGCCCCCAGAAGCAAACUCGUUGGUUUGCGUCCCUGGAGGAAACGAAACAUUUCAUGAUCCACG
Molecule: messenger RNA, 1045 nt
Organism: Fusarium verticillioides 7600
Lineage: Eukaryota; Fungi; Ascomycota; Sordariomycetes; Hypocreales; Nectriaceae
Exons: 2
Coding region: 214-825 (203 amino acids)
Biological process (GO): post-translational protein targeting to endoplasmic reticulum membrane
Molecular function (GO): protein binding
Source: RefSeq, a predicted model, not a curated record